Chaetomium strumarium is the source of this 3053-nucleotide messenger RNA. RefSeq names its product alkaline-phosphatase-like protein. Gene Ontology annotation, biological process: GPI anchor biosynthetic process. The transcript is spliced from 8 exons. Gene Ontology annotation, cellular component: endoplasmic reticulum membrane. NCBI's taxonomy places the organism in Eukaryota, Fungi, Ascomycota, Sordariomycetes, Sordariales, Chaetomiaceae. The coding region runs from base 223 to 2877 and encodes 884 amino acids. The record is from RefSeq and is a predicted model, not a curated record.
CACCCUCGUACUCCUAGAGACUUGAGGAUGUCGAGGAACCUUGAGGGGUUGAUUACAGGAAACACCAAGCUUCCAGCUUUCUUUUCCGUAUCUGGCGUCGUCGAGAUACCCAUGAACCGCAUGACUGAAUGGAUUGACCAUGGCCCACGUUUGCAAUUGAACUGAGAUUCCACGCCUAAUUCCUCCGUCAUUGCUGCCUGGAGCCAUCUCCUGAGGGUGGAAAUGACAGCGCGUCGCAGUCCCGAUAAGACACUGAGCUCCGCGUUGUUGCUUGUCGCAAACGCUCUGAUUCCCGCCGCGAUUCUAAUCUUCGCCACGGGCUUCUUUCCGUACAAACCGCUGCUUCCCGGUCUGGCCAGCUAUGAUUCCGUGACCGAGUAUGGCGAUCCUCCGGCCGCGCCGUUCGACAAGCUCGUCUUUAUGGUCGUUGACGCUCUGCGAAGUGACUUUGUGUAUACGGCAGAGAGCGGCUUCGAGUUCACGCAAUCGCUCAUCCUCAAUGGUUCCGCUCUCCCCUUUACGGCGCACGCCACCUCUCCAACUGUCACGAUGCCGCGGCUGAAGGCCAUCACUACUGGCUCGAUUCCGUCGUUUCUCGACGUCGUCCUCAACCUGGACGAGGCGGACGAGAGCUCGAGCUUGGCAUCCCAGGAUACAUGGCUGGCACAGAUGAAGGCCAAAGGCACGGGAAAGCUGGUCAUGUACGGGGAUGACACGUGGCUCAAGCUGUUUCCGGGCACAUUCGAUCGAGUCGAUGGUACGACGAGCUUUUUUGUCUCGGACUUCACCGAGGUGGACAACAACGUUACGCGCCAUGUCCCGGACGAGCUCGGGAGAGAUGAUUGGAACACCAUGGUCCUGCACUAUCUCGGCUUGGAUCACAUUGGCCACAAGGGAGGGCCGAAGAGCCCGCACAUGGUUGUGAAGCAGCGGGAGAUGGAUGCGGUCAUAAGACAGAUCUACACGGCCAUCGAGUCGGAAGACCAUCUGCGGUCGACGCUAUUUGUGGUCUGUGGUGACCACGGCAUGAACGACGCCGGCAACCACGGCGCCUCAUCGGCCGGAGAGACCUCCCCAGCCCUGGUAUUCAUGUCGCCAAAGCUUCGAGACCUCGGGGCUCACCUGCAGUCGCCCUUGCCGCAGGACGAGAGCUUCCAGUAUUACAGCACUGUUGAGCAGUCUGAUCUCGCCCCAACGCUCGCCGCUCUCCUGGGCUUCCCUGUGCCCAAGAAUAACCUGGGAGCGCUCAUCCCCGAGUUCCUGCCAUUCUGGGCAAGCAAGAGGGACCAAGUUCAAUUGCUGAUGCGCAAUGCCCGGCAGAUUCUGGACAUCGUUCUGGCAGUGUUUGGCCAGGAGAUCCUCGAGCCAGACUCAGGCACGGGCGGGCUCACGGAAUCCAGGGCUGAUUAUCAGGGAUUGGCACAUGGCUGGAAGGAACUGGCUGACAGCUACGUCAAGCACGCUGAAGAUGAUCACUCUGCAUUGGUAUCGUCCAUCACUCAGUGGCUCCGAAACGCCCAAGGAAUUCUCAGUAGCAUGGCCAGCAACUAUGACAUGCACAGGCUUAUGCUAGGACAAACCGCUGCAGUUGUGGCUUCCGUAGCUGCAGUCGUUGCUGCGGCGCGGGGUGCCAGAGAUAGAGCCGCGUCCCUCGGCCCCCUUUCCGCCAUCCUCCUCGCGUACGGGGUGAUGAUGUUCGCCAGCAGCUACGUCGAAGAAGAGCACCACUUCUGGUACUGGGCGACGACGGCGUGGUUUGUUCAUCUGGGCCUAAAGGGAUUCAAGCACGGCAACAAACCCGUAUUCCUCCAGAUUUUCUCCACCACAGCCAUGCUCCUCGCCACGCGCAUCAUCAGGAGCUGGAACCAGACGGGCCAGAAGUUUGCCGGCGAGCCGGACAUCGCCAAGACCUUCCUCCACACCAAUCCCAUCCUGCUCUGGGGCCUCAUCGGCGCGACGUACUUGUGGGUGCACCAGAACCUGAUCUACGGCCUUAGCGGCCUGCCCAUCUGGCUCAGCUUCGCCGCCGCAACCGGCCUGGGCCUGGCGGCCUUCACCUUCAAGGUGGCUUUCACGCUGGAGGACGCGCCGGAACUCGUGACCGAGUUCGCCCGCCGCUCGCUCGACCUGAACUUCACGCAGGGCGCCUCCCUCGUCGCCCGCGCCCGCGCCGUCUUCAUGGGCAUUGCCUUGCUCGCGGGGCUAACCACCCUCUUCAUCCUCACGCGCCGGCGCAUCUCCUUGACCGAGAGCGGCGUAGCCACGCUCACAACCCUCUACACCCUCCUUGCGCUCACCCAGUCCCGGCCCACCAACAUCCCCCUCUACCUGCUCUUCAACCUCCAGUACCGCAUCCUCUCGUCUGUCCAGCUCGAUUUCCUGUCUCCCGUCGAAGUGAGCACCACCUGCCUCCUGCUGCAGCACGCUUCCUUCUUCGCAUCGGGCGGCUCCAACUCGAUCGCCUCGGUGGACCUCUCCAGCGCGUACAACGGUAUUGCGUCGUUCGAUGUCGCUGCCGUCGGGGUGUUGACUUUCGUGGGGAACUGGGCGGCGCCGAUCUGGUGGAGCCUGGCCAACGUCGCGUUGCUUGUGAGGAAGAGACGGGAGAUGGCAAUGGCGGUUGCUGAUAAGAAGGGGGAGGGGGAGGCUAACCUGUGGAAGCAUCAUGUGGCGGUUCUGACCGUGUUUGUGGCGGGGAGCGUGGCGGCUGUCAUGGCUGCCUGUACGCUGCUGCGGACGCAUUUGUUCAUCUGGACGGUGUUUUCGCCAAAGUAUCUGUACAGUGUUGCGUGGAGUCUGGGGCAGCAUAUGGUGGUGAAUAUUGGGCUGGGCGGGCUGGUUUAUUGGUUGGGGACGGUGGAGGAAAGGAGGAAAUGAGUAAAGGGAUGGAUAACUUAAACACACACAUGGAUGUUGUUAUGGUGUAAUCUGUAAAUAUAUGUUGAUUGUACGGAAGAGCGCAACGAGGCAAAGCAUGGCAUUGACGUCGUGGAGUCGUGGAAAGGACCUAUUCAUACCCAGGCAGACGUAACAAAACCAAGAUAACCCCCCCA